This is a messenger RNA of Gadus chalcogrammus (walleye pollock), 739 nucleotides long. RefSeq names its product synaptosomal-associated protein 25-A-like. Gene Ontology annotation, biological process: exocytosis; synaptic vesicle priming; synaptic vesicle fusion to presynaptic active zone membrane. The record is from RefSeq and is a predicted model, not a curated record. Gene Ontology annotation, molecular function: syntaxin-1 binding; SNAP receptor activity; voltage-gated potassium channel activity. Bases 125 to 739 code for a protein of 204 amino acids. The transcript is spliced from 8 exons. Lineage: Eukaryota; Metazoa; Chordata; Actinopteri; Gadiformes; Gadidae. Gene Ontology annotation, cellular component: plasma membrane; synaptobrevin 2-SNAP-25-syntaxin-1a-complexin I complex.
CCGUCUGAGCGAGCGGUAGGAGUCAGAGAAAACGACCGGGAGACAUUUUGACCCUGAUACAACCAAGGAUCUUUUGGAAACUACUUGAGGUCCCGCCCCCUGAGGUCCACAUUCCAGAGCCAAGAUGGCCGAUGAAGCUGACAUGCGCAAUGAGCUGGCUGACCUGCAGACACGGGCAGACCAAGUCGCUGAUGAUUCCCUGGAGAGCACUCGGCGUAUGCUGGCCCUGGUUGAGGAGAGUAAAGAUGCUGGCAUCAGGACUCUGGUCAUGUUGGAUGAACAGGGAGAGCAACUGGAGCGCAUCGAGGAAGGGAUGGACCAAAUCAAUAAGGACAUGAAGGAUGCGGAAAAGAAUUUGAACAAUCUAGGACAGUUCUGUGGUCUGUGUUCAUGUCCCUGUAACAAGAUUAAGGGUGGGGGCCAGGCGUGGGGGGCCAACCAGGACGGAGUGGUGAACGCCCAGCCCGGGGCCCGCGUGGUGGACGAGCGUGAACAGAUGGCCAUCAGUGGGGGCUUCAUCCGCAGGGUAACGGAGGAUGCCCGGGAGAACGAGAUGGACGAGAACCUGGAGCAGGUGGGCGGCAUCAUCGGGAACCUGCGUCACAUGGCCCUGGACAUGGGCCAGGAGAUCGACACCCAGAACCGGCAGAUCGACAGGAUCAUGGACAAGGCUGAUUCCAACAAGACCAGGAUUGAUGAGGCCAACCAGCGGGCUACAAAGAUGUUGGGAAGUGGCUAG